This is a messenger RNA of Abrus precatorius (Indian licorice), 909 nucleotides long. RefSeq names its product transcription factor bHLH18-like. The transcript is spliced from 4 exons. The record is from RefSeq and is a predicted model, not a curated record. NCBI's taxonomy places the organism in Eukaryota, Viridiplantae, Streptophyta, Magnoliopsida, Fabales, Fabaceae. Gene Ontology annotation, molecular function: protein dimerization activity. Bases 1 to 909 code for a protein of 302 amino acids.
AUGGAUGAAUCACGAGAAGAAUGGCUUUCUGAUUUGGAAAUGGAUGACUGCAAUUUAAUCGGUGACAUGAACUCUCUUGUGGAAGUUUUCGAGGGAGAGAAUUCAGUGCAGCAAGAACUAUGGUGGAAAGGACACUACUCUGAUGCAAAUCUCAUUAAAGAAAGCACCACCCUUAGAAGCGACAUCCUCAAAUCUUUAAUGCCUAACCCUCUUGCUUUUGAGGAUUACACUGCAGUGCCACAUAUUCCCAAGAAAACAUGCCAAUAUCAUGGUGAAUAUUCAAAGGAGACCCUUGAAGAACCAGAAAAUAAUAGAAAAUCUAAGAGGGGUAGAAGCUCUUCUAUUGUACAAGAUCACAUCACAACUGAGAGAAAGAGAAGAGAGAAUAUUACCAGAAUGUUCAUAGCACUUUCAGCCAUUAUUCCAGGGUUGAAAAAGAUGGACAGGGUUUCUAUCCUUAAAUAUGCUUUCGACUAUGUGAAAUAUCUCCAGAAGCGUGUAAAGGAUUUAGAGGAACAAAACAAAAAGAGAAAGAUAGAAUCUGCGGUAUGCUUCAAAAUGAACAAGUCCAAUGUUAGUACUGUUGCUGACGACUUUUCAUGCAAACCUGAUGGCUUAGAUACUCCUAUCAAAAUAUGUUGUCCUAAAGUUGAAGCAAGAGUCUUAGCAAAAGUUGUACUCAUCAGAGUUAUGUGUGAAAAACAAAAGAACAUUGUUCCUAAACUACUGGCCAAGCUUGAAGCUCUUAAUCUCUCCAUUGUUUGUAUCAAUGUUUUGCCGUUUGGGAAUUCCAUGCUAAACAUUACCAGCAUUGCUCAGAUGGGUCACGGUCAAUUCAGCAUGAGAAUGGACGUCUUAAUGAAAGUUUUGACUGAGGAUUUGUUUGAGUGUUGUAACAUGCAACAAUAA